Messenger RNA from Entamoeba invadens IP1, 2742 nucleotides. RefSeq lists its product as hypothetical. NCBI's taxonomy places the organism in Eukaryota, Evosea, Mastigamoebida, Endamoebidae. Gene Ontology annotation, molecular function: guanyl-nucleotide exchange factor activity. The coding region runs from base 1 to 2742 and encodes 913 amino acids. Gene Ontology annotation, cellular component: plasma membrane. The record is from RefSeq and is a predicted model, not a curated record. Gene Ontology annotation, biological process: positive regulation of GTPase activity; Ras protein signal transduction. The transcript has 2 exons.
AUGACCAAAUUGCAACGACCGCGCUCUAUGCUUCCAAAAAGCUUUGUAGACGCAACUGAAAUCAAAUUGGACAAAAACAAGAGUGUUGAGACUUCACCCCAGCAUCCAAGUACUCCAGAAGUGCGUCGUGAAUCCAAUGAACGUCGGAUUAAAAAGUCUGUAACACUUUUUUCAAAGAAAGAUGUUGCUUUUGAAGUUGUAGGCCCGUGUCCCUUCUAUUCAGCGACACCGGGGUGUCUCUCUGUGUUUAUUGUCAAUAAUAGAAUAUUUUAUAUAUACGAUGACGGGGUGUAUUACACCGACUCAAACACUUUAGAGCUCACAAAGACGAAAACAAUAAGUCGCCACACCGUCGACUUGUGUUACUCGAUGAACACAUAUUUCUCAAUUCAGAGUGGCAAAGUCACCAAGAGCAAAGAGACGAAGUACUCGACCUUUGAUAGUAUAUUACUUCCAAUCGAGAUAUCGUCCGAUGACAAUGAGGUGUAUAUCAUCAACUUCUUUGGUGAGGUGCAACGUCUCAACAAAGAUGGUAUCAAACACCUCUCUUUCGCUGAAAAAGUCUUUCGGUGUGUAACCACCUCCGAGAACAAAGCGUUUUUGUUGAGCAGUGGGAGACUCGAGACAAGUCCCAAAACGCAUGGGAAGAAGAAUAUCAUUGACAUCGUCAAAGGGACGAAAAUAUGGUGUGUCCGAUCAGACUGUUAUAUUGAGAGUAUCGAUGGGGUUGUUGUCGACAACAUGAGGAUGCUCAGAGUCUAUUCUGGGUAUGGAGAGAUAGUUGGAGAGAAUGAAGAAACCAAGUUGUGUAAGUUGAGACUUGUUGAUGGGAAGUAUCAAUGGGAAGUGCUGAAGAAUUGUGAAGGGCGGCAGAUCAUAGGUGGGGCCAAUUUCGUUGUAUUAGGGAAGCCACGCGAUGUUGUGUCGUUUUUGCCUUUCAUCCUCCAAGCCAGAAAGUUGACGAGACAGAUCGAGGCGUACAAGGAAUAUUACGAGACACCGAUUGGGAUGUUAACGAAUGAGCCCGAGCUUGAAGAAAAGGCUAAGACUCGGCGCUCCACACAACGGACGAAGAGUGUAACUGACAUUAAGAAAGAUACUGGGAAGAAGAAGAACACGCGUAAAGGAAGUAAAGUUGAAAUGGACGUUAUAGAGUCUUUAGACACCUUCUCGAAUACGUUAGAACUGUUUAGUGAGCCUUUACACAGUCUAUUAAAGUUGUUAUGGGCAUUAAAUAUGAAACUCACUCGACUCUAUACAACUCCAAGUCGUGACGAAUGUUUUGGGGAAGCGAUUAAAAAGUUUUUAGAAGACUCCACUAAGUACUAUUUGAUCUAUGCUAAAGAGUUCGUAGGCUUCUGUAAAAACAUCCCCAAAUGGAAGACUGAAAAUCCGUGGAAAAGUUAUGAGGAAGUGAUCCCAAAUGAUAUCUCCCGCGUUUUGUUCGACAAACGCGCCGAUAUUCUGACGGUUUUAUUCUCGCCGUUUAAAUUACUUUCGCUCUUUGCGGCUCAACUUGCCGAAUUGAACGCAUUUUUGGUCGAAACCACAGACGAGUACAUGUUCAACAAAAACUCAUACAAUUUGGUCUUAAAUUUGCUUGAUAGAGUCGACGAGACUCUUCAACUUGGGAACACGACGACAUGGGGGUAUUUAUAUUCCAACGAAAAUUGGGUCCUAGUAUUGAGCACAGGGACUAUAGAUGAUAUUAUAGAAAUCGUUCAAAGUGGUCCUGAAACAGAAGUAGGGUUUAGUGAAGUGUUUAUUAACACAAUAACUUUAUAUUCGCCUAUAAGUGUGGUUUUGGGGAAGUUACUUGAACGUAAGGGCGAGCGCCUCCCAAGCUUAUACACACAAAACGUUUUGGAGAUAUUGAAAUUGUGGUUAAAACAAGACCCACUUCAGUUCAAUGAAGUCACUUCUAGUGUUAUGCAAAAAAUCGAAGACUUUUUAAUAAUCUCCAAAAAAGACUCAACUGCCGAUCUUAAAGAUGAAGUCGUCAAACUAUUAAAUGCAGCAAAGACACUUAAAGCAGUCGUGGUAAAGGAACUUGGGCCAAUGCAAAUGAAUUUCACACCAAAUGACUUGUGUAAAGGCUUUGAUGAUCAUGGACACUUCGCAGACAUCAUGACUUACAUUCACAAAAUGCUGUUCAACGCAAUUACAGAAAGAGACAUCGUCUUGUUCUUUAAAAAGACACAACCAACUAACAUCAAAAGGAUAACUACUUCAUUCAAUUGGCUCUCCGAAUUGCUCUCGAAACUGAUCAACACAUGUCCAAUUAGUUUCCAAACAGUCUUCUUCGACUUCACUGUCAAAACCGCUGAACGCUUUUAUACACAACACAACUUCUUUGGGCUGUGUGCAAUCGUUUUUGCGUUCCAUAAAGUCCCCGACUUCGGGUAUGUCAAGUCGAAUUUGUCUAAAGACUCCCAAAGCUCUAUAGAAAAAUUUGAAAAGAUAUGUUCCUUCGAAAACAAUUACUCGGCACUUCGAAAUGAAAUAUCAAAGACAUCUCCACCUCUCAUUCCAUUUGGUGGUAUUCUGACAAAAGAUUUAUUGGUCGUCGACGAGAUGUAUGCCUCAUUCAUCAAAAAGACUGGACACUUCAACGUGAACAAACUCCGGACGAUUCACAAAGUUGCGCAACUCUAUGAGUCAUACAAAGAUAAAACUCCUCUAAUCUCCCCACGCGUCUCACAUGAAUUACUCGACCAAAUCCGACAAAUCCAUAAUAUUUAA